CUGGAGAAUUUAUCGGUAGCAUAUCGCGUGUCACAGCGUUCGAGCAUACGAGUGUUGUGUGACCCUUUGCUGUGUUUUUAGCGGUCGCGCGAGGUUGUAUUGUAUUUAUUUCGGUUACAGUUUAGAGAUUAUUUGAAUCGUUUCCUAAUUCGCGUGUGUGGUGUUAUGAAUUUGUAACAGAAAAGUGGAUUUAUUCAUACUUCAUCGACGGCGAUACAAACAUCGUUUUAUGAAUGGGGAAAAUUACUGUUUUCUUAUUCUUUUCGAUUAGUGGCCCUCAUUUGAUGGAUCAUUUCCUCCCGCAGUUCAUCGAAUACACAGAAGAUGAGAUAAAAUGAAAGUGCGACAGAAAUAUCGAAAAUAGUGUUAUUGUCAGUUAUCAGUGCGCGCGUAUCUUAUCGGGUGGGAUCCACCGAAAAGAAGAAGCAAAAAAAAUUAACAAAGCUUUCAGUGUUCCAUUUCACUGUGUGGAACCAGUGCAAACAUGUUGCAAGCAGCUGAAACAUCAUUCGCCUCAACCGAAUCCUCCCGGCGGCGUUCCACAUUCUAUGUGCCGCUCAUUACGGACACCUCCUGCCAUGAAGCUCCCACGGAGGAACCCCAAACAGUCACAUCGUCCAGUUCUGCGGCUUCCCAUCCGACGGAGGACUAUUUGAAGCGCUCACUCGAACGCAUCUACAACCCGGAUCUCAGUGCCUGCAGUUUCGAGUGGAGUUUGAAUGAUUCACUCAGCUCCUCCAGCAAUAUGUUGCUUGUGAGCAGCGAUCGGGAGAACAAGCUGAAACGAUAUGGUAUUGUUUUAAAUGCCAGCGUCAACAUCGACGAUGACGAUGCUACGUGCCAUCAGAAACAGAGCAACACAUCAACUCCGAUUAGGCUUACGAAGUCUCGCAGCCGAGGAAACAUCCUAAACAUACAGGAGAAACCUUCGUUGGGGCCAUCACCGGCGAAGGAAAAGUCUAAAACAUUACCUCAGAACCUCUCGCCAGCGAACACUUUCCCGCCGAAAAGUUCGUUCCUGCUGAAAUCGACACCCAAAAUCCCCUUCAACUACUCCUCGGAUGCCGGUAGCAGGGGGUCACCAGACCCCAGCACCUCUUCACCACAUUCGGCACUCAGUCCGAAAAAAUCCCUGAGCUUCAUCCGAAGGACACACUCAACGAAGCUCUCGCGUAGCAACUCUCUGCUCAAGAGUCUGACCUCCAAAUGCGUCGAUCAGAGUGUGGACAACCUGAACAUGCUGAAGGUCGUUGUCAAGGAGUUGGAUUUCACGCGGCUGGAAAAAUUCAUCCGAUGCGGUGAUAAGGCAGACGAAAUGGUUCGAGAUUUGUUUCUUCGCGCCAAAGACGACAAAGAGGAGGAAAGCGCCAUUCAUUCCGACACAUCUUAUGAAAAAGCAUGCCGAAGAGGAUCGGCCCCGAGCACUCCGGUUCUGGGUCAAAAGUCAGAGUCCACCUCGCGGUUCACAAACUUUUUCUCGAAACGUUCCUUCCGAUCGAACCCGCUGAAGCGCACAAAGUCCGUCACCAAGCUGGAGCGCUCCAAGCGUGGCCAGGGUGGUCUGCGUGGAUCCCGAUCGCACGAGAGCCUACUCUCGAACCACGCUGUGAUGUCUACCAUUGAUCUGUCCUGCAUCGGGGCGAUCGGAGUGGUACCGGUGCACGCUUCGGUGCUCGGUCGACGGCACUGCUUUCAGGUGCGCGGAGGACCCCGAGGCGAACGGUACUACAGCUGCGGAUCCCGGCAGGAGCGGGAUCUGUGGAUUUACAGUCUGCGAAAGUCGAUUGCACCGAACGCUGAAAAUACCCGGCGAACGGACAAUUCGCUUAAGAUGUGGAUAUAUGAAGCCAAAGCACUACCACCGAAGAAGAAAUAUUUCUGUGAAAUAAACCUGGACAAGACGCUGUACGGUCGGACGUCCGUGAAGCUACGAACGGAGCUGCUGUUUUGGGGCGAGUACUUCGAUUUUCCCGAUGUUCCCGAUAUCAACGUGAUUACGGUGAAUGUUUACAGGGAGGGAGAAAAGAAGAAGAAAAGGGACAAACAUGCACUCGUCGGGUCGGUCAAAAUUCCGAUCCACGAGGUCACAUCGAGGACAUUCUCCGAGGACUGGUACCCAAUUAUUGCCGAGAAACACGACAGUAUCAGUAAAAACUCUUCCAAAGAACCAAUUCCAACGCUGAGAAUAAAGUGUCGCUUCCAGUGCAUAGACAUUCUACCGAUAAACGUUUACCAGGAAUUCUUGGAUUAUCUGAAGGAAAACUAUCGGAAGGUUUGUGAAAUUUUGGAGCCAGUUAUCGGAGUGAAAGCUAAGGAAGAUAUUGGCCAAGCUCUGGUACUUUUGAUGCACGCACAAGGAAUGGCCGCUGCGUUUCUAACGGAUGUGGUAGCUUUGGACCUGCUUCGCGUUGGAGAUCAACGGCUAACUUUUCGUGGGAAUUCACUCGCCACAAAGAGUAUGGAAGCUUUUCUGAAACUGACUGGAGAGCAGUAUCUUCAAGACACGCUAUCCACUCCAAUAUCGGAAAUAAUAUCCUCUGACCGCGACUGUGAGGUAGACCCAUUAAAAGCUAAUGGAUCGCUCUCGCGUCAGCAGCAGGCACUGCGGAAUGCGGUGAAAACGGCCUGGAAUAGCAUUGCCGAGAGCAGUAAGAAUUUCCCAACCCAGCUGAGAGAUUGUUUUUCGACAUUCCGCGAGCGGCUCCAAACGCUCGAUCGUGAGGAUAUGGCCGAUAAUCUGAUCAGCGCUUCGAUCUUCUUGCGUUUCCUCUGUCCGGCUAUACUUUCUCCCAGCCUUUUCAACAUCACAAACGAGCUUCCGUCGACCCGAGCAACUCGCAAUCUCACUCUGGUAGCGAAGACUCUCCAAACUUUGGCCAACUUCACACGUUUCCAGGGCAAGGAGAACUUCAUGGAGUUUCUGAAUGAUUUUCUCGAACAGGAAGCACCUCGGAUGAAGCAAUUCCUGCACGAUAUCUCGACACGCUCGGAGCAGUCGAUGCAGGAAAGUAUUCUCGAUUGGGCUGGAUAUAUCGAUCAAGGGAAACAGCUUUCAAUUCUGCACACAUUGCUUGCAGAAAGCAUCCAAAAAUUGCCCGCCUCAAAGCAGAUUGAUCUUCAUCCGCUUCCGACCAUACUGGAGUCGAUAACGAUCGCCAAGGAGACCAACAACUUUAUCACCACCACCCAACAGAUGCCUCAACCCCAGCCUCAUCCCAACCAAGAGAACCAAAGUCUGCCAGCUGCACCAAUGAAAACUGCCGAACGGGGAAUCAUCCGGGGAGUGCUUACUCCGACCUCGCUGGAGAAAAAUAUAUUCCGCUACAAUGACCCCACGGUUCGACCGUUGCUGAGCCAGAACCAGAGCACAAACUCUCUGCAACAUUCACACUCCACAUCCAGUAUUAAUUCGGCCUCGAAUCUGUACGUGGUCAAUCCGGCCGUUCAACAUCACAACAUUUCAAGUACAAACAGCGCUAGCGAAAACAAGUACCAAUAUCAGAUCGGUAGUAUGCGCACCUACGGAACAGUCGCACCAUACUUCAACAACUCGAGCAAUAUGGGCAGUUUGAAGAGUGAGAAGGAGAAAAGUCCGGUUCUGAGCUGCGGAGGAAUACGCGCAAGUACCCUGCCUCGAAAUAAUGCCGUUACGGUUAACAGCAGCAAUUUGAACGAGGAAAUGCAGGACCACAGCAAUGGCAACAACCUAAUCCAGAUUGGGUUCGAUCCGAGCAAUCCGUUCAACAGGAAAAGUCCGACGCCACAUUUGAAAUCCUCAACGCAUAUCACCGGAAGCCGAAGUCGCAAUCUCAACGGCUCACAGCUGAGUCUACUCUCGGAUAUUGGCAAGAAUCCUCCCAGCCUCGGAAUCCCACACAGCGAAAUGGUCACCACUUCUACGCCCACUCCCUCCGCAACCACUAACCCUUCCAAUAUGCCAAUGAGUUUGGAGGAUCUUGAAGAUCUGCUGAAUUACGCCGAUGAGCAGAACAUCGAGAACCAGAAGGGCAAAGAGCAACUGGUCAGCAAGGGUAGCAACAUUUCCAUCGGACAGUUCUCCAACAUCUGCAGCUCCGGAUACCAAAGCAUCACCACUCAGUCCCAGAGUUCUAGUCCGGUGGAACUGGGCCAGCAGCAGAUCGAAUACGUGGCCAACAAGGUUCCACCCCCGAGGAAGGUUAGCAGUGGAAAAUAUGGAUACAUAAGUCAGCGCUAUAUUUCGGGGAACAACGAAAACAUGACCAGUCUCAACGGUGCCAACAAUAAUGAACAAGAAGGCUCCCAUUACGCUCCGUUGUCGUACAAAAAUCCCCUCUAUCACCACAACACGAACACCACCAGUAACGGGAAUGCACUCAACGCGUACAAUAAUAAUCUGAUUAUUGGGAGCAAUGGGGGAGGAUCCAAUGGUGGACCCAUCGCUGGAAGGAACGUUUACAAAAGUCAUCUCAGCACGAUCGGAAGCGGAGGUAAUUUGCACACCUCGAGUAGUGAUGAACGGCUAAGCAACAACGAUAACUAUCGAGAGCUGGAUUCGCUGAAUGCGAGCAAUGGGAAUGCGUUCGAUUCGUUCGGGGGACUGCACAGUCGAAGGCUGGGAAGCAGUCGGAUGCCAAGGACCAAUCCGUUGAUGCAGUAUAAGCGGGAGGAACCACUCGACAUCCAACCCAUCAGCAGCUACACCACCAGUGGCAACGGAACCCGUGAUCACCAUCAUAGCAGCACGAACGGAGCGAACAGCCGGUACCAGCGACGAAUGAGCAUCGAUUCGGGACGAACAUUGUCCGACAGCUCGACCGAUACGGAAAGUGCACCCAAGCGACACCCGGUGAUGUCGUCGGUUGGACUCAACAGCCACGGUAACCAUCUUGCGAUCGCUAUUGGUGGUGGUGGUGGUGUUGUGGGUAGUGAGAGCAAGCGGCGCCAUCAUCGAACCAGCACGAGCAAAUCGGUCGAACAGUGCGAACGAGAAAUCCAACGACUUCAGGCUUCGGUGGACGAGCUGCGCCAGAAGCUGGAAGAAUCUGAACUGAAGGAGACCUCCGAAGAUCUGGAGGCGAUCUCACAUCACAGCGACAGUAAGAUACGCAGCAUCAUUGGACGAUUACUAGCGAUGGAGGAGGAGCUGCGACGGGAGCAGUACAAGAUGUCUCUUGUGCUGUCGCACAAACAGCGCGUAAUCGAAGCCCAAGGUCAGCAAAUCGCUGCGCUGGAUGCGGCCAACAAUCGGCUACUGACGGCUCUGUCCAGCUUGCGCAAUCGAUACGAAAACAAUCAGUCCAACCAAAAUGACGCUAGCUCCCCGCAGCCCAACGCUAGUGCUUCGUCCUGCUAGGGCAAUGCAGAAUUCUGAAAAAACAAAUAUCCCAGAAUUGAAAAAAAACAGCAGCUCUCUUUUUGUAAGAAAGUUCCACGUUUCCACUUGGCAAAGUGCUAAGUUGAACAGGAAUGCAACGCUGGUGUUCGAACUUCUUCGAAGUUCUUUUGUGUACAUAGUCGUAACAUGCAAAGGUUUGAAUUACGUUAAUUUUAAUGAUUUUGUUUUUAAUUAUUUAUUGUAAAAAAUGCACAAUGAAAGAUGAAUUUAUAUGACAUGGGUUGAUUUUAAGAAAAUGGUACAACACUCAUCGUAGUUUUAAAACCAUUUUUUCUCCGGUAAAGGAAAAGCACAACAUAUUCCAGAUAUAGUUUCAAUAUAGCGAUAGUUUUUUUUUCUUUGCGUACUUAUAAGUCAACUCAGUGGCUCCAAAAUAACGCUAGUAAGCCUGUCGACCUCCAAAGACAUGAAUAAUUUAAUCCCGUACGGAAUGCAAAACUGCCUCGAAUAUAACUUCUUUCAUCACAUUUGAAAUCGAUCAAAGUCGGUUUGAUUUAAUUGGACUUUUUUGAACCAUUAACCAGUAUUCUCGUCGUCCAUUGAGUACUUUCUCACCGCUCCCCCCUCCAUGCAGAUCAUUAUUUUUUUAUCAUACGCGUAGGAUUGUAAAGACAUAAUAACUAAUCAAAUAUAACCAAAGAACCGUUUCAGCAAACAGAACAAGUGAAUCAAUGCUUGCAGGAGCAAUACCCCCCAAACAAUAAUAUUUUUGUGACAUGUUCACAACUUUGGCAACAUUUACAACGGCGGAGACCGAACAAUGAAUUUUGUUUGUUAUGUUUUUGUGCAAAAUUGACUUCAUUUAGGAACCUGCUCUGAUGUCUGUAAUAAUUAUUCAUAAUCAUGAAAUAUCUAGAAGACACAAUAUUUAUAAAAGAAA
This is a messenger RNA of Toxorhynchites rutilus septentrionalis, 6257 nucleotides long. It is a transcript of the gene raskol, whose product is annotated as ras GTPase-activating protein raskol. NCBI's taxonomy places the organism in Eukaryota, Metazoa, Arthropoda, Insecta, Diptera, Culicidae. Bases 485 to 5335 code for a protein of 1616 amino acids. The record is from RefSeq and is a predicted model, not a curated record. Gene Ontology annotation, biological process: regulation of GTPase activity. The transcript is spliced from 6 exons.